Messenger RNA from Trichobilharzia szidati, 4917 nucleotides. The record is from the annotation of a GenBank genome assembly. Lineage: Eukaryota; Metazoa; Platyhelminthes; Trematoda; Strigeidida; Schistosomatidae.
CCCGAAGAUGCUUUGGAGAUGGUUGCUAAUAAACACUUUGAAGGUAUUGAAUUCGGUGAAAAUGCACGUGAAUCCUCUGUGAUAUUGUGUAAACACUUUCAUGAAAGUGUAAGGAAACUAUCCGAGAGAUUCUUGGAAAUUUUACGACGACACAGCUAUGUAACGCCAACAUCAUACUUGGAAAUGAUACUUACAUUCAAAAAGCUACUGCACAAAAAGCGUACAGAGCUGACAACAAUGCGUAAUCGCUAUUUAAGCGGUUUAGACAAGUUAGAAUUCGCUGCCAGUGAAGUUGGUAAAAUGCAAAAGGAACUGCGUGAUCUACAACCAUUGCUUAUGGAGACCAGUACAGAGACUGACAUUCUGCUGAAUAAAAUUGCACAAGAUUCUGUUGAAGUUGAAGCUCAGCGUGAAAUUGUUGCAUCCGAUGAACUAAUAGCUAAUAAAGCAGCCGCUGCUUCAAAAGCAAUUAAAGAUGAAUGUGAAGCAGAUUUGGCUGAGGCUAUGCCAAUUCUAAACGACGCUCUGGCAUCACUAGACACACUAAAACAGAGUGAUAUCACUCUGGUAAAAUCAAUGAAAAAUCCACCAAGUAUUGUUAAAUUAGUCAUGGAAGCUGUCUGUAUCAUGAUGGGAGAAAAAGCUGACCGUAAACCAGACGGUACAGGUCGUAUGGUUGAGGACUAUUGGGGACCGUCACUAAAGCUGCUAGGUGAUAUUAAGUUUUUAGAACGUUUGAAAAACUAUCAGAUUGACAAUAUCCCAGUCAAUAUAAUGAAGAAGAUUCGUGAAAAUUACAUACCGAAUACGGAAUUCGAUCCGAAGAUUGUACGGAACGCAAGUACAGCGUGUGAAGGUCUAUGCAAAUGGAUUAUAGCCCUAGAUAAGUAUGAUAAGGUAGCGAAGAUUGUUGCACCGAAAAAGGAGAAACUGGCUAUCGCUGAGGCUGAACUAGAAGUUCAGUUAGUUAAAUUGGCAGAGAAGAAAGCUGCACUGGACGAAGUUCAGGCUAAAUUUCAAGCUCUACAAGACCAGUUGGAUGAAAUGCAAAAGAAGAAACAAGACCUAGAAGACAACAUUGAUUUAUGCAGUAAAAAAUUGGAUCGUGCUGAAAAGCUGAUCAGUGGAUUAGGCGGGGAAAAAACACGUUGGACUGAAGCGGCUGCAAUGUUAAAGGAAAGAUAUGUUAAUAUCAUUGGUGAUGUUUUGCUAAGUGCUGGAGUUGUUGCUUACCUUGGCCCGUAUACUGUCGACUUUCGAUCCGGUAUCCAAAAUGAAUGGCACGAAUUAUGUCAGAAACUAGAAAUUCCAUGCUCAGAAGUAUUUCGCAUUUCAGAUGCUCUGGGGGAUCCAGUGAAAAUUCGAUCAUGGAAUAUCGCUGGUCUACCGGUGGACAGUUUUUCCAUAGAUAAUGGUAUAAUUGUUACAAAUUCUGACAGAUGGUCACUGUGUAUAGAUCCACAAGGUCAAGCGAAUAAAUGGAUUAAAAAUAUGGAGAAGGACAAUAAAUUACAAGUUGUAAAAUUGAGUGAUACGCAUUACUUACGAACGCUGGAGAAUUCCAUCCAAUUCGGUAUGCCUGUAUUAAUGGAGAAUGUUGGAGAAGAAUUAGAUCCAAUCUUGGAGCCUAUACUUCAACGAGUACUGUUUAAAUUACAAGGAACUUGGUGUAUACGUCUAGGCGAUAAUGUGCUUGAAUACAAUCCAGGCUUUCGUUUCUAUAUCACUACACGAUUGCGUAAUCCACACUACCUGCCUGAAAUCUCUGUUAAAGUUUGUCUGAUCAACUUCAUGAUUACACCGCUUGGUUUACAAGACCAACUGUUGGGCAUAGUGACAGCUGAAGAGAAACCUAAACUGGAAGCUACUAAGAACCAGUUGAUUAUUGAAUCAGCUGAUAAUAAGCGUCAGUUGAAAGAAUUAGAGGAUAAAAUUCUAGAAGUGCUGAGUACAUCACAAGGCAAUAUAUUGGAGAAUGAAACAGCCAUCAAUGUAUUGAGUUCGUCAAAGAAACUAAGCGAAGAGAUUACCGAGAAACAAGCUGUAGCCGAGGUUACUCAACUGGAAAUUGAUGCAGCACGUAAUGGAUAUCGUCCAGUUGCUGAGCAUGGUUCUCUCCUAUUUUUCUGCAUAACAGAUUUAUCAAAUAUUGAUCCUAUGUAUCAGUACUCACUGACAUGGUUUAUUAACUUGUUUUUAUCAUCUAUUUCGAACAGUGAAAAAUCGCCAGUUCUGGAAGAACGUAUUGAACUGCUGAACAAUCAUUUUACCACAAGUGUUUAUCGAAAUAUUUGUCGGUCGCUAUUUGAAAAUCACAAAUUACUCUUUUCGUUAAUUAUGUGUUAUUCCCUGUUAAAAAAUAAAGAAAAAGUGGAUGAAACGGUUUGGCGUUUCCUGUUAACUGGUGGCGUUGCACUUGACAAUCCACAUCCAAAUCCAUGCCCUGAUUGGUUAUCCGACAAAUGUUGGUCAGAAAUUGUUCGUGCUACAGAGCUACCUGGCUUAGACGGAUUUAUGGAUAGUGUGCAAAACACUCCAAUACAAUGGAAAGCAAUGUAUGAUGAUUUGGAACCACACAGAUUCUCAAUUCCGGGUAAAUUUUCAAAAUUGGAUGGUCUUGAAAAGUUGGUUGUAUUAAGAUGUAUACGACCGGAUAAAGUAGUUCCCGGUAUUCAAGACUUCAUUGUACAAAAUAUGGGUCAACAAUUCAUUGAACCGCCAACAUUUGAUUUAGCUGGUUCAUUUUCCGACUCCAAUUGUUGUUCACCGUUAAUUUUUAUCCUAUCACCGGGAGCUGAUCCAAUGAAUGCCUUAAUCAAAUUCGGUAUAGACUUAGGAUAUACCGGUGAUCGUAUACAAACAAUAUCACUUGGUCAAGGUCAAGGACCUGUAGCCGCAAAUAUGAUUCAACGUGCUAUUAAAGAUGGGACAUGGGUUGUGCUACAGAAUUGUCAUCUAGCUGUCAGCUGGAUGAAAUCAUUAGAAAAGAUAUGCGAAGAAACAAUUGUGCCGAAAAAUGUGGAUGUGGAUUUCCGCCUAUGGCUUACAAGUUAUCCAUCGCCAGACUUUCCUGUAACAAUAUUAGAAAAUGGUGUAAAAAUGACAAAUGAACCUCCAAAAGGCCUACGAUCAAAUUUAUUACGUUCUUACUUAAAUGAUCCAAUAUCUGAUCCAGCAUUUUAUGAUGGAUGUUCAAAAAAUCCUAUCUGGCAUAAAAUGUUAUUCGGGUUAUGCUUUUUCCAUGCCUUAGUUCAAGAACGUCGAAAAUUCGGUCCACUUGGAUGGAAUGUUCCUUAUGAAUUUAAUGAAUCUGAUCUACGUAUAAGCGUGCGACAAAUGAAGAUGUUUUUAGAUCAGUAUGAUGAAGUUCCACUAGAGGCAUUAACUUAUCUAACUGGUGAAUGUAAUUAUGGUGGGCGUGUAACAGAUGACAAAGACAGGCGAUUACUGAUUUCAUUAUUGGGAAUAUUUUAUAACAGAAAGAUUAUUGACGAACAGCAUUAUAAAUUUUCACCAUCUGGAAUAUACUACUGUCCUGAUGAUGGUACAGCUCAAGACUUCAUCGAGUAUAUACGUUCACUACCGCUGAAUCCAAUGCCAGAGGUCUACGGCCUACACGACAAUGCUGAUAUUACUAAAGAUAAUCAAGAAACAUUCCAGCUGUUUUCUGGAAUCUUGUUAACUUUGCCAAGACAAAAGGGUGGAGCCGGCAAAUCACCAGAAGUCAGUGUGCAAGAACUUGCCUCAGAUAUCCUUUCGAAACUGCCACCCGACUUUAAUUUAAAAGAUGUAAUUGGUCAUUAUCCUGUAAUGUAUAAGGAGUCAAUGAAUACAGUACUGAGACAGGAAUUAAUACGUUUCAAUCGUUUGACCAGUGUGGUGCGUACAACACUGAUAGAUUUACAGAAAGCUAUCAAAGGUUUGGUUGUUAUGUCUGCUGACUUAGAAGAUGUAUUCAACUCAAUGCUUGUUGGUAAAAUACCGAGUGUAUGGGCAGCGAAAUCAUUUCCAUCGCUUAAACCACUCGGAAGUUAUGUACAAGAUUUAAUAUACAGAUUGAAGUUCUUCGCUGAUUGGCUUACAUACGAUGCACCACCAGUGUUUUGGAUAUCAGGUUUUUAUUUCACUCAAUCAUUUCUAACUGGUGUGUUACAGAAUUACGCUAGAAAGUAUACUAUUCCAAUAGAUACACUUGGAUUCACAUUCCAGGUGACUAACAGAUACCUUAAUACUGUCAACCUGCUGGAAAAUGCACCAUCAACUGCCAAGUUACCGAGAUUAUCAACGCAAGGCACUAGGCAUCCAUCAGUGGCUGUUAUUAACUACAAACCAGUCAGACCGAAUGAACAAUUUGACGAUUUCAUCAAACCAGAUGAUGGUGCUUAUAUUACAGGACUGUAUUUAGAAGGUGCACGUUGGGAUCCAACAGACGGUUGUUUAGCUGAAUCAAAACCAAAAAUACUAUUUGAUACAAUGCCAGUGAUAUGGCUUGUUCCGAAAAUACUGAACGAAAUCAAUCGCGAAUCAACGUACAAUUGCCCAGUCUAUAAAACAUCUGCUCGACGUGGUGUCCUAUCGACUACUGGACAUUCAACUAACUUUGUUUUGUAUAUUGAUUUGAGAACAAAUCAACCAGAAGAGCAUUGGAUUAAUCGUGGGGUAGCUGCUUUAUGCCAGUUAGACGACUAGCGAAGGAAGAGUGCGAAACAUACAGGCUCAGAUAAAUUAUAUUAUAAUAUGUGGGUGCUUGCUUUCUAUUAACAACGACAACUCAAUGAACUCAAUGUGAAGUUCAUGAGUAUAUUUCAUGAAACUAUCAAAUGAUCCAGUAUAAUGCCUAUAACAUUUGAACUGAGAAUGAGAACACUUAUUACAUUGUUUAAAAAACAACUAUUCAGAUAUAUAACCUAGAUGAAU